ACCAUUCUUGGCGAACUUGAUCUCGUGCUGGAGAAUCUUCCUGAAUGGGUUACUGCUAAACCGGCUCAGAAGAACCUGCUCACCAUGCUGGACGAGGCCUAUGUUCAGCCGGAGCCCCUGGGAGUCGUACUGAUUAUUGGAGCUUGGAACUACCCCUUUGUUCUCACCAUUCAACCUCUGAUCGGAGCCAUUGCCGCAGGAAAUGCUGUCAUUAUCAAGCCUUCUGAACUAAGUGAAAAAACGGCUAAGAUCUUGGCCGAACUCCUCCCACAGUAUUUGGACCAGGACUUGUAUGCUGUUAUUAACGGUGGUGUCAAAGAGACCACGGAGCUCCUGAAGCAGCGGUUUGACCACAUUCUCUAUACGGGGAACACGGCCGUCGGGAAGAUUGUCAUGGAAGCCGCCGCCAAGCAUCUGACCCCCGUGACGCUUGAGCUGGGAGGGAAGAGCCCAUGUUAUAUCGACACGGAUUGUGACCUGGACAUUGCCUGCAGGCGUAUAACUUGGGGGAAGUACAUGAAUUGUGGCCAGACCUGCAUUGCUCCUGACUACGUUCUCUGUGAACCGUCCCUCCAGAAUCAGAUUGUGCAGAAGAUUAAGGAAACCGUGAAGGAAUUUUAUGGCGAAAAUAUAAAAGAAUCUCCUGACUAUGAGCGGAUCAUCAACCUUCGUCAUUUUAAGAGGAUACUAAAUUUGCUUGAAGGACAAAAGAUCGCUUUCGGUGGGGAGACGGACGAGGCCACGCGCUACAUAGCCCCAACGAUCCUUACUGACGUUGAUCCUGAAGCCAAGGUGAUGCAAGAAGAAAUUUUCGGGCCAAUUCUUCCCAUUGUGCCUGUGAAGAAUGCCGACGAAGCCAUAAAAUUCAUAAACAGCCGUGAAAAGCCGCUGGCUUUCUACAUCUUUUCUCACAACGAUAAGCUUGUCCGACGGAUGAUCGACGGCACGUCCAGCGGCGGCGUCACCGCCAACGACGUCAUCAUGCACUUCACCCUCAGCUCGUUGCCCUUCGGAGGAGUGGGUUCCAGCGGCAUGGGGGUUUAUCACGGCAAAUACACUUUCGAUACCUUCUCUCAUCAACGUCCCUGUCUGCUGAAAAGUUUAAAGAGGGAAGGCGCUAACAAGCUCAGGUAUCCUCCCAACAGCCAGUCGAAGGUGGAUUGGGCAAAAUUUUUCCUCCUGAAGCGCUUCAACAAAGGGAAACUCGCUCUGCUGUUCCUGGCUUUCCUGGGCGUGGUGGCGGCCGUGCUGGCCAAGGCUGGAUACUACUGAAGAAAGAUCCUGUUCAACCUCCUGGUUGCCUCUACUGAAUUAUUCCUCUAUUAAAUAGCUAAUGAACCAGUCGAUUUAAAAUCCUACGCAAAAUAGUAGGGAAAUAUGCAAAUGCACCAUAAUCAAUCCUCAAAGCCAUUGCCACUCCCCAGGGAUAAAACCUGCCAUCUCAGCCAAACCCCAGCCUUCCGCCCCCACUCGGAGAACCCAUUUUACAUUGUAUCACCCAGACCUUAGAUCUUGAGUCUAGGGGAGGAGAAUAUGAUCGGCUAAGCGUGGACUCCUUGGGAGAUGUAAAGGAGUCUCCGAACCUGUUGAGUGACUUCUUCACUCCGGUUCAUGGGACACAGGACACCCCGCCCCCACCCCUGCUGCCUUCCGCCAUCUUGCUGUGAAGCCGUCAGGGGCCCCUCCCAGCCCAGGGUUAUCUGAAACCGCCUGCAUCCAGAGAGGUGAGGCUAGACCUUUCCAGCUCUGCUUGAGGUUUGAGGCACUAGAAUUGUAUGUGGGGUUGGUGGGGGAGGGUCCCCGUCCCUCAUCCAUUGGGACACGAGGACUUGACUUUCAGGAGUCAACCCUCCUGUCAGAUGUACCAUCGGACCAGUGGUCUUCCUCCUUUCUCAACCAUUCUCCACCCUUUUUCGUGUUUGGUUUGGGACAGUGUCUUGUGGCUGUCCAGAAAUGCCUUCUGCAAUUAAUACCACGCAAAUCAUCUUGUACGUCCCAGGGCGUUUGGGAAGACAAGUUACCAAUUUCACGCAAGUAUCCUCUGUCAUUCUUCCUGUAUAGGAGUUGUAGGAUUCCACAUCUCAUAAAACCUAACUGGUGUGUUUUUAUGCUGUAAUAAAAUGACUUAUAACAAUACUUACUCUCUCUCAGGAUCUUAAAGUUUCAAGUCAGUGGAUCUUCAAGGACAGAUCUUUAAGUUUCUUAUGUCUGUAGCACAAUGCACGUAAAUUUCACUUUGCUACACUUCAGAGAGCUCCCUUUCUGAAUAAGUGCAGCCUUCAGGACCCAACGCAGAAAGCCAUUGCCUGUGGUGACCAAGAGGCCUCGGAUAUGCAGGACUUUGGAGCUGGAGAGCCUCAGGGGGCUGAUGGGUGGAUCGUUUGGAGGAGGACUCUGAAAGCCACAGCAGGUGGCCGUGCUGAAGGGGACGGAGGGCAAAGGAAGGGGAUCUCUCCUGAGCACGGCCGAGACCUGAGACCCAGUGGGACAGAGCCCGGUGGAGUGCAGCCUCCCUGCCCUGCAGGUGACGCUCCCCGCCUCUGCGCAACAAGAGAAUGUGUAAUCAGCUUGGUUGCGUGAAUCUCUUCCAGGAAGGCUGUCUGAGUGUGCGAUCUUCAUCCCAGGAUGAGGUGUCAAGACUUCAUCACUAGGCUAGUCCAUCAGGAUAAUCAGUCAUAAAGUAUCUUACAAUUUCCAUGUGGCAUUUUCAUUUAGCAUGUUGUACAUUCUAGUUUCUAGUUCAACUAAAUUAUUGGCUUGUCUAUUCAUAUAUCCUGCUUCAAAAUAAAUACACUGUAUUUGCUAAAA
Molecule: messenger RNA, 2808 nt
Organism: Neomonachus schauinslandi (Hawaiian monk seal)
Lineage: Eukaryota; Metazoa; Chordata; Mammalia; Carnivora; Phocidae
Gene: ALDH3A2
Product: aldehyde dehydrogenase 3 family member A2
Exons: 9
Coding region: 85-1272 (395 amino acids)
Biological process (GO): aldehyde metabolic process
Cellular component (GO): cytoplasm
Molecular function (GO): aldehyde dehydrogenase (NAD+) activity
Source: RefSeq, a predicted model, not a curated record